Molecule: messenger RNA, 1008 nt
Organism: Helicoverpa zea (corn earworm)
Lineage: Eukaryota; Metazoa; Arthropoda; Insecta; Lepidoptera; Noctuidae
Product: retinal homeobox protein Rx1-like
Exons: 4
Coding region: 1-1008 (335 amino acids)
Biological process (GO): positive regulation of transcription by RNA polymerase II
Molecular function (GO): RNA polymerase II cis-regulatory region sequence-specific DNA binding; DNA-binding transcription factor activity, RNA polymerase II-specific
Source: RefSeq, a predicted model, not a curated record
AUGGACGCGCCCGACGACCGAUAUUACGGCAGCCAGACGCCGGACCGUUCCGACACGAACAGCCCGCGUUCGCAAAUGAGUAGUCCGAACUCCAACUCCUCGAUAAACGUAACAGACCAAUCCAUAUCGCUUUCGCAACACCAACAGAACUUAGAGACACUAAACAGAAUGGGGAUGUUUUUCCACGCGCAACAAAUGCAUUUGAAUCAGAGUUUUGAUGCUGUGAAAUCUAGGUUAGGCUUGACACAAGUGCCUACGAGUGUUAACCCAGGGCCUAGGCAUACGAUAGACGCUAUAUUAGGACUGAACGGCCAGAGGCAAGUUACUAGAGUGCAGAGUGAGUUUGAGCAAAGGAGAGAAGAGAGGGAGUGUGAGACUGUGCCCGUGUCGCCUGGAGCCGUCGAGAGUGCGGGCGAGGGAUCCUGCAACAGCAACGACGGCUACAGCCAAAGAACGCCCACAGACGACAAGUCCCCCCCCGGCAGCGAUGACGAGUCCACCCGCCCAGGCUCAGCAGCCGAUAAUAAGAAGAAACAUCGGCGGAACAGGACUACCUUCACGACAUACCAGCUGCAUGAACUGGAGCGAGCGUUCGAGAAGAGUCAUUACCCUGAUGUGUAUUCUAGGGAGGAGUUGGCUAUGAAGGUUAAUCUCCCUGAAGUUAGAGUGCAGGUCUGGUUCCAAAACCGACGAGCCAAAUGGCGUCGUCAGGAGAAGAUGGAGGCAGCUCGUUUAGGUCUCUCGGAGUACGGCUGUGGAGCUGGUGGGGGUAUACCACGGCUGGGAGGCUUGGGCCUGCCGGUAGACCCCUGGCUGGCACCACCACUGCUCACUGCGUUACCAGGUUUCCUCAGCCACCCCCCCUCUGGGUACCCGAGCUACCUCACCCCCCCGGCGCCGGCGACCAGUGGAGCGCCUCCCGACCCUCGCUCGUCAUCCAUCGCGGCUCUGAGGAUGAAAGCCAAGGAACACGUCGAAAGCCUCAAUAAAGGACUGCAGAUGGUGUAA